AUGUCGCGCGGCUUCAACACCUCCAUGCUCGACGCCGUCGCGGCGCUCGGAAACGCCGCGACGUCGCCGUCGUCGCGGCACUCGGGCUGGAGCGACUCGGACGAGUCCGACGACGGCGGGCCGCCCGAGCCCGUGCCCACGCCGGCGCGGCGCGCGUCCAGACCGCCGGCGCGGCCGCGCACGGCGAGCCGCCCGGCCAUCGACAUGGCGCGGCGCCAGGACAUGCUCGACGCCGCGUUUCCUUUGAGACGGCGCCGGCCGAGCGCGACGCCCGCGCCGCGCCGCGCGUCCGCGGCGCCGCCGCCGACGGCCGUACGCGAGGCGGCGCCGCCGCCGCCGCGCGCCAAGCCGCCGCCGCCGCCGCCCAAGCGGAAACCACCGCCGCCGCCGCCUCCCAAGAAACCGGUCGAGGACUGGGAGCACAGCCUCCGCGAGCCCAUCCGCUCGAAGCCGCCGCCGCCGCCGCCGCGAAGCCCCAUCGCCAGCCUCUCGGAGCUCGAGGAUGAAUUAGCGUCGCUGAAGCGCGACCUGAAGGCGCAGACGGCGCGGAACGCGGAACUCGAGAGGCGGAACGCCGAGCGUGAACGCGACGCGAACAUGCUGCGCGCGGACCUCGCCGACGCCGAGGCCGAGCGGACGCGGGCGCUGCGGCUCGUCGUCGGCGUCCUGGGCCGCGACCGCGUCGAACGCGCGCUGGCGAACGGCGGCAUCGGCUCGCUGCUGCGGGACGGGCGGACCGCGUACCGGCCGACGGGGAGCAUGGGCCCGCCUUCCGACGCGGGACGGCGGUCGCGGUCGGACGAGAUGUAUCACGUAACGAGUUGGUAA
Messenger RNA from Pelagomonas calceolata, 828 nucleotides. The record is from the annotation of a GenBank genome assembly. Lineage: Eukaryota; Pelagophyceae; Pelagomonadales; Pelagomonadaceae.